Messenger RNA from Colletotrichum truncatum, 516 nucleotides. RefSeq lists its product as uncharacterized. The record is from RefSeq and is a predicted model, not a curated record. Lineage: Eukaryota; Fungi; Ascomycota; Sordariomycetes; Glomerellales; Glomerellaceae.
AUGAUGCGCCUCGUUGAGAUUACGAACUUAUUCACAUCCCUGUCAAUGCUGUUUAUCUUCAGCGCACGCGGUACGACAGGACAUACAGAUAAUCCCAGCCUUAGAGUCGCGCCCAAUGUCCCAGAAUGUACCAUGAAAUACCCAGCCGGCAUGCAGUGGGAUGUUUUUUAUGGCCCGGAAUUCAAUGUGGUCUCCACAUUUUGCGAAGAGUUGCAAAAUGGCGGAGCAGGGGGCCUAUUCUUGACAGUCAAUACGACAGGCUACAUCCAACAGCACCGUACUAUACGAAGUCCGCCAGUUAGCCCCAGCACUUACAAAGGAUACCGAAUACGCUUAGGAUGGAUACCGUACAUACCAUUCGAUUCUGAGAAAUGUUUAAUGGAUUGCUUAGAAGCAUACAGAGAUAUAGCGCGAGGACCCUGCGGGCAUACUGGCGGCACUGGAAACAUCAUGGCUAAAAACGGCACUUGGAAUGUAGGAUGUGGGGAAUACUCCUGGGGCAUUACCCGUCCUUAA